Quercus lobata is the source of this 2239-nucleotide messenger RNA. Its product is annotated as serine/threonine-protein kinase tricorner-like. Gene Ontology annotation, biological process: protein phosphorylation. NCBI's taxonomy places the organism in Eukaryota, Viridiplantae, Streptophyta, Magnoliopsida, Fagales, Fagaceae. The record is from RefSeq and is a predicted model, not a curated record. The transcript is spliced from 14 exons. Gene Ontology annotation, molecular function: protein serine/threonine kinase activity; ATP binding. The coding region runs from base 205 to 1887 and encodes 560 amino acids.
AGAAAUUUUCCUUGUUAGCAAGGAUAAGAGUACACAAAAAGUCACAAGGUGGGGCUGGUUGUUGUGACAGUUAAAGUGUUAGUUUGCAUGUGAAUGAGUUUUCCAUGAGUUUCAAUUCCUUGCUCUUUCUCUGCAAUUCCUGCCAUUAGUUAUUGUUUAUAGAAUUGGAAGAAGAAUGCAACGUUGUGAUUGAAUGCGAGAGUGAUGGAUUCUGCAAGGAGUUGGUUUAAGAAAUUCCAACCUAGAGUGAAAACUGAACCCUCCAAGAAGGAAACGGAAAGUGGGAAGGAUGCACAUAAGUCUGUGAAUGAUGAAGUACCUUCAGAUGCAGCACAACAGAGGGCAGCAGCAGCCAAGCAGUAUAUUGAGAACCAUUACAAGUCCCAAAUGAAGUGUUUGCAAGAUAGGAAGGAGAGGCGCUGGAUAGUGGAGAGAAAGCUUGCUGAUGCUGAAGUUUCGAAGGAAGAGCAAAUGGAUAUUCUGAAAUAUUUAGAGCAACAGGAGACAGAAUAUAUGCGCCUUCAAAGACAUAAGAUGGGUGUUGAUGAUUUUGAACUUUUGACCAUUAUAGGAAGGGGUGCAUUUGGGGAGGUGAGACUUUGCAGAGAGAAAGCUACUAGGCAUGUUUAUGCAAUGAAGAAGCUGAAGAAAUCUGAGAUGCUCCGCAGAGGCCAGGUGGAACAUGUUAAAGCUGAAAGAAAUCUUCUUGCGGAAGUUGAUAGUACUUACAUUGUCAAGCUCUACUGCUCCUUUCAAGAUGAUGAUUUUUUGUAUCUUAUAAUGGAAUAUCUUCCUGGUGGUGACAUGAUGACAUUACUAAUGCGCAAAGAAACCUUGAGUGAGGAUGAGGCCAGGUUUUAUGUUGGGGAGACGGUCCUCGCCAUCGAGUCUAUUCACAAGCACAACUACAUCCACAGGGAUAUCAAGCCUGAUAAUUUGCUGCUUGACCGUAAUGGCCAUAUUAAGCUUUCGGAUUUUGGGUUGUGUAAGCCCUUGGACUGUAGUAGUUUUCCGAAUCUUAGUGAGAAUGACCAUGGAGUGGGAAGGAAUUUCAAAUCUUCAUUGGAGAGUAGCAGCCAUUCGAAUUUGCAUUCUGCACCAAGGCGGACCCAACAGGAACAGUUAUUGCACUGGCAAAAAAACAGGCGAAUGUUGGCUUAUUCAACAGUGGGAACACCAGACUACAUUGCCCCAGAAGUACUACUGAAGAAAGGAUAUGGAAUGGAGUGUGACUGGUGGUCUCUUGGAGCAAUCAUGUAUGAGAUGCUUGUGGGUUUUCCACCAUUCUAUUCUGAAGAACCAAUGUCAACAUGCAGAAAGAUCGUAAACUGGAGAACUCAUUUGAAAUUUCCUGAAGAAGCUAAGCUGUCUGCUGAGGCCAAAGAUCUCAUUUGCAAGCUUCUCUGCAAUGUUGAGCGAAGGCUUGGGACAAAAGGAGCUUUUGAAAUAAAAGCACACACAUGGUUUAAAGGAUUACAGUGGGAUAGAUUAUAUGAGAUGGAAGCUGCUUUCAUUCCAGAGGUUAACGAUGAGUUAGAUACUCAGAACUUUGAGAAGUUUGAAGAGUCAGCGGCCAUGGAACAAUCUUCAUCAAAAUCGGGUCCAUGGAGAAAGAUGCUUCCAUCCAAGGAUGCGAAUUUCGUUGGUUAUACGUACAAGAAUUUUGAGAUCGUGAGCGAGGAUCAUAUACCUGGCAUUGCUCAAUUGAAGAAAAAGACCAACAAGCCCAAGAGACCUUCCAUUCAGUCAUUAUUUGACACACCCGAUCCACCUGUUUUGGGAAGCUUUCUCAAUGUUUCAGGUACAAUAUCAGAGGUCUCUGAAAGCCCUGAGCCACUGCUUCAUUCUGCUAGACCUGCACAACAUCAACACAAGCCUAUGAGAUGAUAAUCAGUGGCAGUUCACAAUUGUCCAUAGCCAAAGCAAAGAUAUAGGAUAUAUAUAUAUAUAUAUAUAUAAUUUUUUUUUUUCCUUUUUUAAGAGAAGCAAUGCUCAGUAUAGCAAGGAUUACAUACUUUGUAGCCGAAAUGUUGAGAAAGGAUUACAUAAUUAUGCACUAAUAGUGGAGAUCAUUUCCUGUAUAAUCACCAGUAUGGAUAGCAAUUGAAGAAAAUUUUACGCUAGAACUUUGUAUAUGUAAAAUUAUGUCAAGCUGUUUGGGUUAAGUUCAUGGCCUCUAUGUUUAUGGUGUAUGAUACGGUAAUUUUUGCAACAAAGUUUAUCAGUCAUUUAUUAUGUA